Messenger RNA from Cydia strobilella, 1570 nucleotides. RefSeq lists its product as uncharacterized. The transcript has 4 exons. NCBI's taxonomy places the organism in Eukaryota, Metazoa, Arthropoda, Insecta, Lepidoptera, Tortricidae. Bases 55 to 684 code for a protein of 209 amino acids. The record is from RefSeq and is a predicted model, not a curated record.
AUCCGAAAAAAGAGAAAGUUGAAUCGUUGUGCACCCGUGAAUUUUCAUGUGAAAAUGGAAAAUAAUUUAGGCACUGCCAUAGAAAAAAUUAAGAUACAGGAGCAAGAUAAAGAAGCUAAACUGCGGGAAAAACGAGAAUAUGAAGCAGCCGUGAACUUGUUGAAUCGUUCUAUUCGUGAAGCAUUAUUCCAAAUUGAAAAACAUCAAGAAGAAAUUAAAGAGUUGACUAAGGGAAACGAUCUACUAAAAGUUCAGUUGGAGGUGGAGCGCAUUAAACGUAGUGCAGUUGUGGCGCAGAUAGAGGCUUGUAAUAAAGAAAUAGAAGUUUUAAGAGCCCAGUCCGAUAAAGGUAUAUCAGAUGUAUGGUCUCUCCGGUCCUCCUUAUGCAAAUCAGUUCAGAAUGUCUCCGACGAGUGCGACGUGUGGGGUCUUUUAGUGAAGCCCAUAAACACUGAUCCAAUGCACUGGAUAGUGAAGAGACCUACCGAGAAUAAUGAAGAGGCGGAAUUUGAGGAACGUCUCAAACUAGCUAAAGAAAGACAUGAAAGGGCUGUGGUGGAGCGUGAGCGUUUGUUGACUGAACCUGAGAAGGGUGAAGAAUUUAAAAGGCAUGGUCGAAAUCUAAUAAUUUUAUAUUUAAAAAAAAUAUCUACUGUUGUCCUAGAGCCAACCCAGUGGGGGUGACCCCCGUGACCCCUCCCCCUGGACCCGCAAUUGUCCCCGUUACGCUACGGUCAGUUUGGGCGGGGACAAGCAUAGAUGAAGUAUGGGACAGGGAUAUUUACAAUUUUACACCAUAAACAAAAUGUCGAUCGAUACUUUACUACACGUUUAAAAAUAAAACAAAGUCCCCCGCCGCGUCUGUUUGUAUGUAUGUAAAGCGUGACCAGUAAUAUAUGAUCAUUGUCAAGAGGGCGCUGUUCUUUCUCAUGUAUAGGGUGACAGUUUAGUAUAGUAUGAAAAAAAUAGUUCCAGUGAAAUUCCGCAACAUGGCGCGUGAUCAUAUAUUCCUGGUCAGGCUUUAUGUAUGUUCGCGUUAAACUCAUCGCGGUUUUCACUUAUCAAUAGAGUGAGAGUGAGGAAGGUUUAGUUUAGGUGUAUAAUUUGUUACGAUUUUGUGUAACCCUUGCGAAGCCGGGGUGGUGGGUCGCUAGUCUUCUCUUCACAAUGGUUGACAUUUUUAUUUUACAGGAUUAAAAAUGCGCUUCGAUACUCGUUACAAAUGACUGCAAAUUUGCAGAAAGAGUAAAAAAAAUAUAAUUCAUACUUCAAAAGUUUACAACAUUAUCCAAGAAUCCGCAUAAAAAAAACAUGUCAAAUGACAUCUGUCAAUCAAUCCACACAAAAAAUCGCAUGGUUCUUUCUUUAUUUAUUUAUAAAAGGAUUGUUAAAUUUAUUCUUGAAAUGAUUCGCUACUUUCGUCUUUUAAGAGGCUGCAUCCAGCAGCAGCGAUCAAGUAGGAGCUUUAGUUCUAAAAUAGAAGCUAGUGAAAAUGAACCAAUCAAAUUCACCACAAGUGCUGCCGCUCAUAAGAAGACCAUUAGACCAGUUGCCAUAAAAUAUAAACCAU